AUGGACCAUAUAGAUUGGCCCGAGUUCAAAACAAUGUUUUACAAAGAAUUUAGAUCGGAGGCGGAGGUAACUAAAUUAAGGAGUGAAUUCCUUAAUGACUCUCAAGGAAUUCUUAGUUUAACGGAAUUUCGUGCUCUGUUCCUCGAUAAGGCACAAUUUUGUCUGGAAUUCCUAGAAAAUGAUCAAUUGUUGAAAGAACAAUUCUACUUGAAGUUAAGGAAGAGUUUGAGGGAGAAGAUUAAUUUGUGCCAAAUGGAGUCCUUUUCCAAGUUGUGCGAUGUGGCUCGAGAUCAUGAGAUCGAGCAAUCAAGGGUUGAUGAGAGUGAAUUUAAGAGAAAGUAUGAUGGAGAUAACUCUCCAAACAAAAGAUUCAAACAAGAUGGUGGCUCCGGUAGUAAUGCCGCAAAAAGAAAUGUUCCUUUUUGCAAGAAUUGUAGAAGAAGUCAUACCGGCCCUUGUAGAUCAACGGAAAAGGGAUGCUAUAAUUGUGGGAAACCGGGUCAUAUGAGCCGGGAUUGUAAGUCAAAACCCCAUAAACCCAUCAUAUGUUUCAAGUGUUUUGAAGAGGGUCAUAUGAAAAGUUCAUGUCCUAAGUUGACCGAAGAAGAGAGACAAGCAGAGAGGAGGAAAGAAGUGGAAAGAAAGAAUGCUCAAACUCAUGGAAACCAAUGA
This is a messenger RNA of Erigeron canadensis, 672 nucleotides long. RefSeq lists its product as uncharacterized. The coding region runs from base 1 to 672 and encodes 223 amino acids. Gene Ontology annotation, biological process: positive regulation of cytoplasmic translation. The transcript has a single exon. The record is from RefSeq and is a predicted model, not a curated record. Gene Ontology annotation, molecular function: zinc ion binding; translation regulator activity; mRNA binding. Gene Ontology annotation, cellular component: cytoplasm. Lineage: Eukaryota; Viridiplantae; Streptophyta; Magnoliopsida; Asterales; Asteraceae.